CUUUAGAGUCAAAAGUUACUGAAAAGGAAGAACAUUUCUUUUUCUCGGACUUGUCCACUUGCUACCUGUUUACUGCCAACUGGACUCGCCCGGCGCUCCGUCAUAAUUUUUCCCUCCACUGCCCGGGGAAGCUUCAGUUCGACCGCAGCCCGCGAGGAUCCCAGCAGCUUUCCUGGUGGAUUUGUAUCUCAAAUCAUCUCCAUCUCCAUCCUCUUUCUUCUCCCUCUUUUCCUCUCAUCUCCUCUUCUGCCCCCUCUCUCCCCUCUCUCCCCUCUCUCCAACUCUUCCAUACUUCUUCUUUUUGCCAUUCCUCCUAUUCUCUUAACCCGUACGCUUGCACUCCCGUGUCUUCUACCUCCCGCCGUCUGCUCGAUUCCAGCGAGGACCUGUCCGUUCUCCUCGUUGCCAGAAGUGCUCAAGAAGCAUCUCCCUCUUGCCGAUAAGGGACAGAAAAAUCAGCAAAAACGGCUUCCUCAGUGGCUCCGGCUCCGCCUAGAGCUAUAACAGCUCAUAUGGCGGCUUCCGACCACAUUCCUGAGCAGGAAUACGAUUAUGAAGCCCUUCCUUCUAACUAUGGCCUCGGUCGGAAUAUGCUGGCUGGCGCCUUUGCCGGGAUAGCUGAACAUUCGGUUAUGUAUCCGGUGGAUUUGUUGAAGACUCGCAUGCAAAUAAUAGCUCCCUCGGCGGGCGGUCUUUAUACGGGGUUAACUAAUGCUGCCUCGACUAUUUAUCGUGUUGAAGGCUGGAGGACCUUGUGGAAGGGCGUUUCGAGUGUGAUUGUUGGUGCUGGUCCUGCCCAUGCAGUUUAUUUCGCCACGUAUGAACUUGUCAAGGAGCUUGCGGGUGGGAAUGUGGAUGCUGGCCACCACCCGAUCGCUGCUGCUACAAGCGGAGCGGCAGCUACUAUUGCCAGUGACGCGCUAAUGAAUCCGUUUGAUGUGAUCAAGCAACGAAUGCAGGUUCACGGCUCUGUACAUAGGAAUAUCUUUCAUUGCGCCAAGUCCGUUUAUCGCACUGAGGGCCUUCAGGCGUUCUAUGUGUCCUAUCCCACCACCCUCUGUAUGACUGUCCCGUUUACGGCCACCCAGUUCAUGGCAUACGAGUCCAUCUCCAAAGUUAUGAAUCCGAGAGAGGAAUACGACCCUUUCACACACUGUAUCGCUGGUGGUCUGGCUGGCGCCUUUGCUGCCGGCAUUACCACUCCCCUCGAUGUCGUGAAGACGCUCCUCCAGACACGCGGUCUCGCUGAAGACACCGAGAUUCGCUCCGCAAAGGGGCUAUUUAAUGCAGCGGCCAUAAUUAAGCGUCAGUUUGGUUGGUCUGGUUUCCUACGCGGAAUGGGCCCACGGAUCAUCUCCACGAUGCCCAGUACUGCAAUUUGCUGGACAUCCUAUGAAAUGGCGAAGGCGUACUUCAAGCGCCAGGUUAUUGAGAGCUAAGAGGCUAGAUCUUCUGAGAAUCUACAACACACGGCCGCGAUCUACACCACGCCGAGGCACCCCUUCCUUCGAUCCAAGAUAGUACUUUCCAUUGCAAAAUAUGAAUGCCGAAUUCCCGGAAACUAACAACUGGGUGAUUCACGAAAAGAAGACGGCACGAGAUGAGUUGUUCUCUGGCUCCAUUUGCCGGAUGUGUGUGGGAAGGGGAUCCUCCUUUUACAUCUGCGACGUGAGUGCGAAUUCCAGGGGCUCCGACCUUGGCUGUUGUCCGGAGGACCGGGUCAAUUCGAGAUGAAGGGCUGCCCCUUGGACAGCCUCAAAAAUUAUAUUCUUUUCCUCUUAUCACUUGCCUUUUCCGGUUUUGAAGAAAAAUGUACAUUUGUAAAGCGCCACGGGGUGAUUGUUCUCUUUGCCUUCAUUUAACUGUUUCCCGCCCCGUUCCCCUUGAGAUUCUAGAGUCAUCGUCGAUGAACGGUUUCGCUUUGCGCCGAUGUGUCUGCCACUGUUCUGACUUAUCUUGUCCUGGCGUUUGGUCCGCAAGGGAAUUGCGGAGGCGACUUUUCCGGCAGAUGCUCGCUCUCCUUCUGCUACCCUAAUUAAUGUCUCUGGGAUGGGUUUCUUUUGCUAUUUACGUUUUACACUUGAUCAUGUACUUAUAGACACAACGUGUCCAAAGCGUAUUUUUUUUUUAAAAAGAAAGUUUCGAUCGGAAGUACAUUUGACAUCGCA
This is a messenger RNA of Monascus purpureus, 2168 nucleotides long. The record is from the annotation of a GenBank genome assembly. Lineage: Eukaryota; Fungi; Ascomycota; Eurotiomycetes; Eurotiales; Aspergillaceae.